UGGGAAGGUCGUGAGAUGGCGGCCGUGCUGGAGGUGGUGCUGAGCUGCGAUGCCGGGGGCUCGCUGUGGAACUGCAACGUGUGGGAGCCACGCUCCGGGACCACGCUCACCAGUUACCGGGGCGGCAAUACCUCGGCUCGAACCUUGUGCGUUUUAGGCGGCGAGUAUCUUCUGGGAGCGCAGCUCGGCAAGAAUUACAUCAACGUGUGGGAACUGCAGCGGAAGGAUCAAUUGCAGCAGAAGAUAGUCUGUCCUGGGAUUGUUACCUGCCUUGCUGUGUCACCCAAUGGACUUUAUGUUACGGCUGGGAUUGAAGAGAGCAUCUACUUGUGGGAGGUAUCUACUGGAAAUCUUCUGCUCACACUGUCUAGGCAUUAUCAGGAGCUGACAUGCAUUCGCUUCACUGAUGACAGCAGCCACUUCAUCUCGGGAGGGAAAGAUAAUCUUGUGAUGGUGUGGAAUUUGUGCAGUCUUUUGCAGAUCAGCUAUGCUCGUGUUCCUGAACCCCAACAUGUUUGGUCCCGUCAUACCUUACCAGUGACAGACAUACAUUGUGGAGUUGGAGGUCCCCUAUCUCGUGUUGCAACAGCAUCUCUUGAUCAAACUGUGAAACUUUGGGAGAUAUCCUGUGGGGAACUCCUGAUGUCUGUGCUAUUUGAUGUUGGAAUCAUGUCUGUGGCUCUUGAUCCUUGUGAAUAUUACCUAUUCUGUGGAGGAAACGAUGGAUCCAUAUUUCAGGUCAACUUGUUCACUGGGCCUGUUCAGAGAGAGAAGAAUUUUCAGACUGAUAAAGAUGGCAGUCAGAUUUUCAAGGGACAUCGGAAUCAGGUGACUUGUUUGUCAGUCUCCAUUGAUGGAACACUGCUGAUUUCAGGAUCACAUGAUGAGACAGUGAGGUUAUGGGACAUUCCAAGCAAGCAGUGCUUAAGAACAGUUAAUCAUAAAGGACCAGUGACAAAUGCCUUUCUGAUGAUUGCUUCAGCUAACAUGUUUAACCCUGACUGCAGACCCAACAUAAGUCUUCCAAAAUUUAGUAAACAUGUACGCAGCUCUGAGAUCACAGAAAGUGAAGAAGGAUGUGCUAUAACCCUAUGUCUUCAGCAUGGCCAGAAGGAGGCUCAGGAAAGCUACCUGGAAAAAUCUGAGGAGUUGUAUUCUGUUAUGUGUGCUGCUGCAGAUAAGCACAUGUUGGGAGAUGGCGAGAACACAAAAAUGAGAGUGGCUGAGUUGGAAGAUGAACUGAAGACAUUGAAGAAGAUCAAUAGAGACUUGUAUGAUUUUUCAGUGCAAGUUCUGACCAAACAGACAUAAGUAAAAGAUGAAAAAAGAAAAUGCUGCAAAUUAUGUGGCUGUGUCAAACAUUAGUAUUAAUAUCAACACCAGCUAUGUAAAAUGAAUUGGUACACUUGAGCAUUUCCAAUUGUGUCCUAUUUAUACAAGUCUGUUUAAUUUGAGUUAUUUGUACUGAGCUUUCAGAGGUCAGAUGUUUGUCUCCUGCACUUCUUCCCAUUUGCAGAGUCAGGCCCAGUUAAGUCAGAUGUUUCUUGAGCUCAUUUUACAUUGUCCAUGUGGGCUUGUUAGCCAUGUCAAUUCCUAAUAGAUGUGAUACUAUUAUUGGCAGAGUACAAGCUUGCCAGAUUUGCUAAUCUUGAUGUGGAGGGGCCAAUUAAUAUUUGGCCUGCUGAGAUUUUAAUUUUGCAGAUGGUAUUGCCUUUACCUUCUAUUUGUUUACAAAUACAGCAGAGCCUUGCCUUCAGGUCCUCCCCAGGUUGCUGUUCAUAACCCAGACAGUUCACAAGUCAGAACUGCAACCGUGAACAGAGUUUCCUCAUUGCAGAAACUCCUCCCCCCCCAGCAGCCAGAAAAUCCAUACUGCCAGUCUUCCAAGCACUCGCAAGUAUGAGCUGAGAAGGACCUGUACACUGUGUGGCCCCAAGUGCUUGGCAGUUUGAGCCCUGUUGGCACAGUCUUAUUUUGAGAGUUUUGGGGAAAUAAAUGGUUUGGCUAGGGCUGUUUUCACAGUUUGGUUUUCUUUUUGAGCUAUGAUCAAUUAUAUCAAUAAUUUUAGAUACUCCACAAACUUACUAGAACAUGGACUUAAAGCUUCCUAGAAUUCAUAUAGGAAUCCUGGCUUCCCCUCUUUCUCUGGGGAGUUUACCUUUUAUUUCCCCAAUUCCACAGAGCAGUGUGAAUCACAGCCACAGACCUACGUUUGUGCAGUCUCUAAGGUGGUUUCCAAACAAGGGAUUUGAGAUUGUGAUGUUGAGAUAGUUACUGAAGGAACUGUGAUCAUGUGGUACUGUUGUCACAUUUUGAUUAGUCAAUGCUAGAAUAUUUUGCUGAUUUUUUUUUAUAAAUUGUGUGUGUUUGACCAAUGAAAGUGGUUAGAAUCCCAACUCCCACUGUAAUGUCUGUGUUCCAGUUUGUACCAUGUACAUUUUCUGUUUGUUUCUGGGAGCAUUUGUCCAAUUCUUUAAAAAAAGUAAACAAUGUUAACUUUCUGUCCAGCACCUGUACUUAAUUCUAUUUGAAAUAUGAUUCAAAUUUGUAAGAAUGCACCCAUUCUGACUUGAAGUCAAUAUGAAGUUUUACCACAAGGAUUUGCAUUUAUUUAUUAAUAUAAAGAUGGCAACUGCACAGCACAAUAAGAUGUUAAGUUCAGUAUCAUGAUAGGAACUGCAGUAUAUCUAAAUAAAGGACAGUGGCAUGAAGCAAAUACAAGUGAAUUUUCAACAGUCAUUCAGCAUAGUUAUGUGCUAAAUUGGGAUGUUAUGUUGUAACUUUACAGUAUUGUGUGCAGUUCUGGUCACCACACUUCAGGAAGGAUGUGAUUGCAUGAGGGAGUUUGCAGGAAAUUCACCAGGAUGUUGGUUAAAUUGGAGGACUUAGUUAUGGGAAGAGAUUGGAUAGGCCUGGCAUGUUUUUUCUGGAGUGAAGGAGGCUGAGGGGUGACCUGAUAGAAGAACAAGAUUAUGGGAGGCAUAGAUAUGGUAGGGGCAUCAUAAAAGAGCAUAGGUUUUAGUUUUUUUUAAUAUACAAAAAGAACAGUGUGGUUGAUAUCUAGAACAUGCUGGCAGAGGUGGUGGAAUCUGAUACAGCUACUAUGUACAAGAGGCAAUUAGACCAGCACUUAAAUAGGCAAAACAUAGAAGGAUACAGCCAAAUGGGAUUAAUGCAGAUAGGCAAACAGAUCAGUAUGGAUGUGGUGAGCUGAAGGGCCCGUUUCUGUGCUGCACAAGUGAUUCCAAGUCAGGAAGGAUAAGCCUUGAUACUUGUAAAAUUGUCAGAAUGAAUUAAAUUGUUUAGCAAUAAUGGUGGCAAGUAGAAAUUGCCGAGUCUACUAAUCACUGUCACAGUUAUUACUGCACAGUAGACCAUCCAGUCCAGCUCUCUAGUGCAAUCCAAUUUGUCCCAUUUUCCAGCUGUGUUAUGUAGUUGUAUGUUCAUUUCCCUAAACUUGGCUUAGAAUUUAAGUUGUUGGAUUGUUUCAGUAUUUGGACAGUAUUAGUUCUCUAGCCUGUUGAUAGCCAGGUUUAUAGAGAAAGAGUUACAGGUUCACAGAAAAAUUAAGAGAAAAACUUAAUUUUGGUGCCUAAGAGCAGUGCUCUAGAAGCAAAAAACUUCAGGGAAAUUGAAAACACUAUACAAUUCUCUGGAAUUGCCCACAAUAUUUUAACCUAUGUUGUGACCUGCUGUGUAAUGACCAAAGGGGAAGGUGUCACACAAAGCCAACAUUGAUGCCAUCAGAAGGCAACAAGACCACAGCAACAAAGUGAAUGACAACCAAUUUAGUAACAGAAGUAAUUGCAAGAUUCAGGUAGUGAAAUUGGCACUGGGCUCCCACUUGCAAUGAGGGCAGUUACAAUGAGGCAGAAGUCUACAGAAAGAAAAUGCAUUUAGAGCUGCCAGCUGAUUUCACAUUAGAGUCCACAACAAAAAAAUAUGCCUCCAGCACUGUAGAGAAUUAUGAGAUAAUUAGUUUUAUUCUGCUUUCUGUAUGUACUGUGCUCAAUUCUAGUGCUUGACAUUAAAAGAUCCAUUCUGUUCAUCAGCUUUCAUGAAUACAGGAAAUCUAAAUGUUUAAAUUACUUUUAGAAUUCAGUGGCAAACAAUGAAAAGUAAAAUAAUUCCAAAUGCUGCAAAUUUCAAAAUCAAAAUGCUGGAAACACUCAGCAGGUCAGGCAACAUCUGCAGAGAGUAACAGAAUAAAGGUUUCAGGUCAGCAACAUUUUACCUGAACUAGAAAAGGCAGGAAAUGCGUAUGUGUUUCAUGUGGGGAGGGAGGGAUAGUGAGAACAAAGGGAAUUACUAUUAACAAAGUGUCCAGGUGACAUGGAUGCUGCUGUUAAUGUCAGAGAGAAAGUGAGGCCUGCUUGUUAAUCAUAGCUAAUCUGUUUGGAGGUGGUGUAAAUAGAGGGGGGAAAAACAAUGCAAAAGAAAGUAACAAUUGACCAUUGCAGGAAAUUGAGCUACAGAGAAUGCUGGAAAUAAUCAGCAUGUUUGUCAGCAUCUACACAGAGAAAACAGAAAAACUGAGAGAUUGUUGAAUUCAAUAUUUAGUUGCAAGGGCUGUAGUGUGAUUAGAUGCAAGACGAGUUGCCAUUCCUCAAUCACACAUUAGGAACAGUAUAGGAGGCCAAAGUCAGAAUGUGAGUGUGAUGGAGGAUUAAAGUGAAAAGCAACUGGCUCAGGGUCACUCUUGCAGACUGAAUGGAAGAAUUCUGCAAAACUGGUCACCAGAUCUGUGUUUGAUUUUUGCCAUCAGCUCCAAAUGGAGAGCAGAAAAUUUGAAGCAGUCCAAGCAAAUUGCUGCCUCACCUGCAAAGACUUUUUGGGUUCCUGGAUAUAGGUAGAGAGCAGUGGUUGGAUCUUCUGGCAUUGCUGCGAGCAGGGGAGUGGUUGGUGGAGAUGGAAGAAUAUAACCAGGGUCCCUGAGGAAACAGUUCCUUCAGAAUACUGAAGAGGGAAAAGGAGAAGGUGCAUCUGG
Pristis pectinata (smalltooth sawfish) is the source of this 4987-nucleotide messenger RNA. It is a transcript of the gene wdr18, whose product is annotated as WD repeat domain 18. The record is from RefSeq and is a predicted model, not a curated record. The coding region runs from base 16 to 1311 and encodes 431 amino acids. Gene Ontology annotation, molecular function: protein binding. Gene Ontology annotation, biological process: DNA-templated DNA replication; rRNA processing. Gene Ontology annotation, cellular component: nuclear pre-replicative complex. NCBI's taxonomy places the organism in Eukaryota, Metazoa, Chordata, Chondrichthyes, Rhinopristiformes, Pristidae. The transcript is spliced from 10 exons.